AUGGGAUUGAGUCAGUCUUCUCAUUAUUCACACGUCUCACAUGUCAGGGACAUUGGAAGAGUUAUUGUCACACCAUAUCAAGAGGUUUAUCCUCGAUUAGAAAUAUUAGAAUUCUAUGGUAAUCCAACAUAUGCCCUUCAGUUUGAUUUAUUAAUUCAAGGUUAUCAAGCUCUACAAGAACGUCCUUAUGAAGACAUGAGGUCAUUUUAUCAAAUUGCUGGUAUACAUGGCCUUCCAUAUACAACAUAUGAUGGUGUCACCGGCGAGUAUCCCUAUAAAUCGUCAGAAUUUGAUCUAGGCAGGUGGGGUGGUUAUUGUCACCAUGGAGAUAUUCUAUUCCCAACUUGGCAUAGAGGAUAUAUACAGCUUAUAGAAAAUCAAUUAAUAAACGUAGCAAAAGUAAUUGCAAAUAAAUAUCCAGCGCGACAAAAAAAGAAAUAUGUCGAAGCAGCUAAACAACUUCGUCAUCCUUAUUGGGAUUGGGCAAAUGAAAAGGCGUUAGAAGGGGUCCCAGAAGUUUUCUUAAAAUCAAUUGUUGAAAUAAAUACCCCAAGUGGUAGAAAAAAUGUGCCAAACCCAUUAAAACGUUACUAUUUACCAGUAGAUCUUUCGGACCGGCUUCCGGAAGGGCUUAAUCCAGAUGAUAAAAAUUACAAAGUUCCUAAUGCGACUUACGUUCCAUUUACACCUAAAGGCUAUCCUACAGUACGACAUCCAAAUAAUCAUUAUAAAGAUCAGUACGGAGUAUUGAAUAGUAAUGUGUCGACGUAUGUUCAAACGGUAUUUAGACCUGGUUUUUACCAGAUGUUUCAUAUCAACGACUAUUUAAGAUUUAGCAAUCAUGCUCUAACAUCACAAGGGAAAGAAUUACCUGCACAAUCCUUUGGUCAACAUCCAAGUCCAGAUCCUAAUCUAACACUUGGGCGUGCUCAUUUUUCCUCAGUUGAAACCACUCAUGAUAGUCUUCAUGCGGUAGUUGGUGGUACAGGAGGACAUAUGGCUCACGUAGAUAUAGCUGGCUUUGACCCAAUAUUCUUUUUUCAUCAUGCUAAUGUAGAUCGUAUGAUUGCACUUUGGCAAGAAAUGUAUCCCGAUAGUUGGGUUCCUCAAAAUGUAGAUGUGAACGGAACUUAUACAGAUCUUAUGUAUUCAAUAGACUAUGAUAAUACAGAUCUCACACCAUUUCGAAAAUCAAAAACCGAAUUCUGGAAAUCUAAAGACGUUCGAGAUAUAAAAAAACUUGGGUAUACAUAUCCUGAAUUAGAGAAAUUAAAAGGACAAGAUUUGAAGGAAAUAAGAAAUUAUAUUAUUGAACUCUAUAAACCUGAUAACUUUUAUGAAGAUCGGUUUUUCGUGAAAGUGACUAUAGAGUCGGGCAAAAUUAGAGGAACGUUCGUUGUUAGAGUUUUCAUUGAUUUACCCACAGCAAAUUCAGAAACACCAGUAACUUCACCUCAUUUUGCAGGUUUUAUCGCUAUGUGGCAAGGCACAUCAGGUCAUAAUCAUAAAAAUACUUUAGUUUAUGGUACCGUCGAUAUCACAGCAGCUAUGGUACGGCUAGGCAUAAGAACACAAACGCACGAAUUUGCUCAAGAAACUAAUACUACGACAGGCGAAUUAGACCCGACAGCUAUUUUCAAUAAUUAUACUGAUAUCAAAUUAGUUCCUGUUAUGAUAGAUGGUACUGAACUUACUACGAAAGCUGCUGGGGUUAAAUUAGCCGAAAUUUUCUCCUUCAAACACGAUAAGGUGAAUAAGAAUUUUCUAGAUGAAAAUACAGGAAAAUUUCAUGCAAUUAAAGAAUUUUAA
Messenger RNA from Scutellospora calospora, 1809 nucleotides. NCBI's taxonomy places the organism in Eukaryota, Fungi, Glomeromycota, Glomeromycetes, Diversisporales, Gigasporaceae. The record is from the annotation of a GenBank genome assembly.